Microthlaspi erraticum is the source of this 1233-nucleotide messenger RNA. The record is from the annotation of a GenBank genome assembly. Lineage: Eukaryota; Viridiplantae; Streptophyta; Magnoliopsida; Brassicales; Brassicaceae.
AUGAUGGUGGCAGCUGAUGGAUUGGGAAUAUAUGUUGUGGAGAGCAAAGGAGGAGCAAUAGCAUGUAUGAUGCUCUCUCUGCUCUGCUUGGGCACUUGGCCUGCUCUCAUGGCUCUUCUUGAACGGCGUGGCCGUCUACCACAACAUACUUAUCUUGAUUAUUCCAUCACAAACUUCUUGGCUGCAAUCUUCUUUGCAUUUGUGUUUGGUGAGAUAGGUGGAAGUACACCAGAGGCACCAACUUUCAUAACCCAACUCACUCAGAUUCAAGAUAAUUGGCCUUCAGUGUUGUUUGCAAUGGCGGGUGGGGUUGGUUUAAGUAUUGGGAACCUUGCUACUCAGUAUGCUUUAGCUUUUGUUGGUCUGUCUGUUACGGAAGUGACAGCCGCGAGCAUAACCGUUGUUAUAGGCACCACUGUCAAUUACUUUCUGGACAACAGAUUGAACAGAGCAGAGCUUCUUUUCUCUGGUGUCGGCUGCUUCUUGGUAGCUGUUUGUCUUGGCUCUGCUGUUCACUCUUCCAACUCUGCUGAUAUCGAAGCCAAACUCGGAAAGGUCUCAGGAGAUUGUAAAACUGUAAACCAAGAAGUGCACCAGAGACUAUUUGCAGCUGAAGAAGAAGUAGUGAUGGAGAAUGCAAAGGAAGGGACUGCGGCUUUUCUUAUAGCGCUUGAGGGCACAAGAUCAAUCAAAGUGUUUGGAAAGAGUAUGGUUGUUGGUCUGGGAAUAACCUUCUUUUCAGGCCUUAGUUUCUCAUUGUUCUCACCACUAUUCAACCUUGCAACGAACGAUCAGUGGCACACACUGAAACAAGGCGUUCCCAAGCUGAUUGUCUACACCGCAUUCUUCUACUUCUCACUAUCUUGCUUCGUGAUCGCCGUUGCUCUUAACGUUAGGUUUCUAUACAAACCUUUGCUCGGCUCACCAAGAUCUUCAUUUGGAGGUUACCUAAAUGACUGGAACGGAAGAGGCUGGGCUCUUCUUGCAGGAUUGGUUUGUGGGUUUGGUAACGGUCUUCAGUUCAUGGGUGGACAAGCCGCAGGAUAUGCAGCCUCAGAUGCUGUUCAGGCACUUCCUUUGGUGUCGACAUUUUGGGGGAUAUAUCUGUUUGGGGAGUAUAAGAGAUCAUCUCCGAGAACAUAUGCGUUGCUUGUUGGAAUGCUGGCCAUGUUCGCUGUGGCUGUGGGGCUUCUCAUGGCCUCGGCUAGGGAAAGAGAGACUCAGUUUACCUAA